UGACACACGUUGCGCGUUUCUGGCUCCUAUUGCGUUGACUAAAAAAAAAAUUUCUAAAACAAUGGCUGAAGCUAAGUUUUCACUGUCGCAUUCAAAUAAUGCAGCAGCCUUCAACGACCAAAUACGCUGCAAAUUCAUUCAAGCACCUCCACCUCAGGCUAGCUUGAAAACGGGAAACCUCUACUCGAUAGAGAAGUUCCAAACAAGCAAAUUUUGUAGAGUUAGAUGUGCCAGUUUUCAUCCGAUUCACUCCAAUGUUCUGGCCUGUGGUUUACGUGAUUGUAACCGCGUAAUCGUGUUUGAGGGGCCAGACUCUUCAAGUGCACUAACAAAAUGGGAAGCUAAUAGUCGUCAACUGAUUGUUGGCGAAAUUAACGAAUUUGUAACAUCCGUCGAGUGGAAUAACGACGGGACCCAGUUAGCUGCCAUCUGUUACAAUGGCUUGAUUGCCGUUUGGAAUUAUCCAAAUAAUGCCAAGCUAUUUGAAUACCCCACCAUGAUUUUGCAGCACUCGGAAAUUGUCUGGAACCCAUUCGAUCCUAACGUGCUGGCUGUUUAUAAGCCCCCGACAUCUGUGAAUGACUUCCUGAAUGAGUUUGUGAUUUUAUGUUCGACGACGCAACAACCACUACUUAAAAGAUUCGUAUCAGAAUCCGAUUGGUUCUCCACCGUCAAGUGGAUCUCCUCUAACCGAAUAGCGUGCGGCUACGAGAGUGGAGAAUUAAAAAUUCUGGAAGUAGAAACAGACGACAAUAACGUAACAAUGUUGGAGGGACACGACGAUGAACGGGUGCGCUCUCUUGCAUGGAACGAAAAAUUGAAAUGUUUAGCUUCUUGUUCAGGAGACAAAACGAUUAAGAUCUGGGCUGCCGACUCUAACAUACUUGUCUAUAGCUUGGAGCUCGAAAAGCUGUACUGUCGCAGUAUAGUUUGGUAUUCAUCCAAGGAAGAUAAGGGUGAAGAAUUGGACUUGAUUGCGUGCGGACUUUUCAACGGGGAUAUUGUUAUCUGGUCUCCGUGCGCGGAUGAGCAUAAAUAUCUCCGAGAACAUUCCUCUCCCGUCCUUCAAGUAUUGUUUUCACCCAAUGGAGAGUUUCUUGUAUCAAAUGGUUAUGAGGAAGCAGUAGUCGUCUGGUCCACCAAGACUUGGGAGCCAAUUUACGAGUUAAGAGGAAAAUUCUGGAUAAAUUCGUGGGAUAACACUAGUUGCAAAUUGGCAAUUUCCAAUAGAAUGGAAGAGUUAAUGACGGUGAUUGAAAUAAACCCUUCCAAGUCCCACUAACGCGCAACACUGCACGGACGUCAAAUAAGGGAUAAGGAGGAUAAUAAAUUAGCCACCCCGAAAAAUAUUAUAACAGAAAUUAAAACCCAACCCAUCAACUCUUGACGACUCUUGAUUGAUUUUCAACUUUUGCGUUUUACCCGAGCAGCACUUGUGGAAUUUAGUUAUCUUUCUCCAUUUGCUUGUAUCUUGCUGAAUUGAUAGCAAAGUUUUAUUUGUUUAUUAGCCUUGAGAUAAUUGUUAUCAAGUCCUUUUGAUUGUGAGUAGAAGUAUGUAUAUACUUGCAGCUAGCAGUAAAAUAAAAACCCAUACAAUCAUC
Daphnia pulicaria is the source of this 1601-nucleotide messenger RNA. RefSeq names its product F-box-like/WD repeat-containing protein TBL1XR1-A. Gene Ontology annotation, molecular function: transcription corepressor activity; protein binding. Lineage: Eukaryota; Metazoa; Arthropoda; Branchiopoda; Diplostraca; Daphniidae. The record is from RefSeq and is a predicted model, not a curated record. Bases 62 to 1282 code for a protein of 406 amino acids. The transcript is spliced from 9 exons. Gene Ontology annotation, biological process: regulation of transcription by RNA polymerase II. Gene Ontology annotation, cellular component: histone deacetylase complex.